Molecule: messenger RNA, 618 nt
Organism: Symbiodinium pilosum
Lineage: Eukaryota; Dinophyceae; Suessiales; Symbiodiniaceae
Source: the annotation of a GenBank genome assembly
AUGCCUUCCGAGGAGGAGAUCUCCAGAACCCUGACGAAGAUCCUGCGUUAUGAUGCAGCAAAGCAUGGACUCAAACAAGACAGUGCUGGCUGGGUCGACAUGGAUGAACUCCUGGAGAAGUGCAACAUUCGUGGAAACAAAGAGGAGAUCCUGAUUGUGGUCGGAAUCAGUGAAGGGAAACAGGGCAGACGCUUUGAGGUUGACGUGCCGGAUGGAGGCCCUGUUCGAGUACGCGCCACCUACACGCACGGGAAGACCAUUCCUGCAAAGGACAGGGAGAAGUCGGAGGCCCGCAGUAACUCUGUGCCCAGGGGUGCCCAAAAUCGUGAUUGGCGUGGCACCGAAGAUCCCAGCGAGGAUCUCGCCUACGCCACGCCUGUGGUCAGUGACAAGGGCACCGAUGAUGGGACCGGAACGUUGGAGGCAACACAGGAGACAUGGCAGAAGUUCAGGGAUCCUGACUCUGGACAUCUUUGGUUCUACAACUCGGAGACUGAAGAUUUCUUCUUCGAGGUCACCGCGCAUGAGCAUGGUUGGACAAUGUAUAAUUCGGCACAGGGCCCAUGGUGGUUCCACGCCUCUGAGGGCCGCUUCUUCUUUGAUCCUUUGAUGGCUUGA